Grus americana (Whooping crane) is the source of this 1522-nucleotide messenger RNA. It is a transcript of the gene SLC10A1, whose product is annotated as solute carrier family 10 member 1. The record is from RefSeq and is a predicted model, not a curated record. Gene Ontology annotation, biological process: bile acid and bile salt transport. Gene Ontology annotation, cellular component: membrane. Lineage: Eukaryota; Metazoa; Chordata; Aves; Gruiformes; Gruidae. The transcript has 7 exons. The coding region runs from base 497 to 1522 and encodes 341 amino acids. Gene Ontology annotation, molecular function: bile acid:sodium symporter activity.
GGAUUAGAGCUUGGCCAUAUUGCAGCAAGUCUCUCUGGUUAAAAUCCCUUCCCCAGUCCUGUACCAGAGAGAAAAAGACUGCAGUCCUAUCACAUAACUGUCAUAUAACAACUUCCCUUUCUAAAAGGCUCUUUUAGACCCAGGCUUCAUAUUCUGCAAGCAGAGGACAAGAUUUUGCCAAGGGAGAAAGAUUUCCUUGAAGAAGGACUGAAGAAUGCUAUCGCUCACUGAGCUUGGCCAGGAAGGAAUGGAGCAGCGGGUAAUCUCACCGAAGCCUCCUACAGUCAAAUCCACAGGCGUGUAAGCUAUGCCCACAUUCUCACAGUGAGAGCAGACACUGGAAAAGGUGGGAGACCAGAGCAGAAGAUACACAAACUGCACAAUGUAUUCCUGAAGGGAACGGGGUUCACAGCUGAUUGCUCAAAACAUGGAUUUCUGUUUCAACAGCUACUAAACACCACUUACAGAAGAAGGGACCUCUCAGCUCUUCAGCAGGAUGAACAAGACCAAAGGUGCCUUUGAGAGCCCAGAGCUUUGGACCCCAAGUCUCACACAGAACACCGCCUCGAUCAGUGUAGCACCACCAUUUGCAUUUAGCCAGCAGGCCACGGACAAAGCCCUGAAUGUGAUCCUUAUUGUGGUCCUCUUUGUCAUCAUGGUAUCUCUGGGGUGUAUGAUGGAGAUAGCCAAGAUCACAGCUCACCUCAGGAAACCCAAAGGUGUGGCAAUUGCUGUAAUGGCUCAGUACGGCAUCAUGCCUUUGACAGCAUUCGUAUUGGGCAAGCUCUUCCAGCUGGGUGCUGCAGAAUCCCUGGCCAUCCUCAUCUGCGGCUGCUGCCCAGGGGGGAACCUCUCCAACAUCUUUAGUCUGGCACUGAGAGGGGACAUGAACCUCAGCAUUGUAAUGACCACAUGCUCAACGGUCCUGGCAAUUGGACUAAUGCCUCUGCUUCUGUACCUUUACUCGGGAGGACUAUACGAGGGUGAUUUGGAGGGCAAGGUGCCUUACAAAGGAAUAAUCACCUCCCUGGUCCUAAUGCUAAUCCCCUGUGCCAUCGGUAUCAUCUUGAAUGAGAAGAAACCACAGUACACUGGCUUUAUCAUCAAGGCAGGGAUGGUUGUCCUUCUACUAUCAUCUGCCGCAAUAAUUGUUCUGUCCGUGGCCAAUAUGGGAAGCGGUAUCAUGGUCGUCUUUUCACCUUCCCUCCUGGGAUCUUCUGCCUUGAUGCCUUUUAUUGGAUUCCUGCUGGGCUAUGCUCUCUCCGCAGUCUUCAAGCUUAACGACCGAUGCAGGCGGACAGUGUGCAUGGAAACCGGCUGCCAGAAUGUACAGCUGUGCUCAACUAUCCUCAAGAUUGCCUUCACCCCAGAAAUCAUCGGCCCCCUGUACUUCUUCCCACUGCUCUACUUGCUGUUCCAGCUUGGAGAGGGACUUCUGCUGAUCCUGGUCUUCAGGAUCCAUGACAGAAUAAAACAGCCAAAUGGCAAAUGCAGCAAAAAUGAUCUGCACAACUGUGGAUGA